UUACUAUAAUAUAGCUAGGUACCCAGUUGUCAGUAGUAAAUUUUACGUCAAUUUUAUUUUCUGACCAAAGUUACUAGCAAAAUUAAAUUACUCCAAAAGCAUUUUCAACAGUAUUGUACCUGAAAUUGUUUACGUACAUACUAAAAAGGAAAUCAUGUCGUCCCGCAAAACAGCAGGCCGCCGUGGCACCAACAAGAAGAGAGCCCAGCGCGCAACUUCCAAUGUCUUUGCCAUGUUUGACCAAGCUCAGAUUGCUGAGUUUAAGGAAGCUUUUAACAUGAUUGACCAGAACAGAGAUGGGUUUGUUGAUAAAGAUGAUCUGCAUGAUAUGCUUGCAUCUCUUGGCAAGAACCCAACAGAGGACUAUUUGGAGGGUAUGAUGAAUGAGGCACCAGGGCCCAUCAACUUUACUAUGUUCCUCACACUGUUUGGUGAGCGUCUCCAAGGAACCGAUCCUGAGGAUGUCAUCAAAAACGCUUUUGGGUGUUUUGAUGAGGAGAACAUGGGUGUUAUACCGGAGGAGCGUCUGCGUGAACUGUUGACGACAAUGGGCGACCGUUUCACCGAUGACGACGUUGAUGAGAUGCUCCGAGAGGCGCCCAUACGCGAUGGGAUCUUCGACUAUGUGGAGUUCACACGUAUACUCAAACAUGGCGCCAAAGACAAGGACGAGCAGUAAGAUUAAGAAGUUUUAACAUGGCAGGUUUGUCCUAUAAAAUGUGUUAAAAGAUAUUUUUUUCUCUCAUAUAAUAUAUUUAGCACACAUCUCAUUGAGUAUGAUUAAUUUUCUGUCCACCUAUAUUAAUUAAAUUUCUAAUCUAAUAGGUUAUAUCUAAUAUUUAUUCAUAAUCCAAAUUUCAAAACUUUACGAUUUUUAGGUAUAUUAAAAUGUAUUUUUUUUUGUCAGAACCUGCCAUAUUGUGUUAAUUAUCAAUUUAUUAAAUUAUGUAAUCGUAUAUUUUAUUAUAUUAUAAGAUUCAUGAAAACUAAUCCACUUUGUAUAAGAGGAAUUUGUUUAGUUAUAAUGUUAUGAUUGUAUGGAAUAUAACAAUCUGGAUAGACACUGAGGUGCUAGUAAUAGAUAUUAUAUGGAUUUGUUGCAUUUUGAUUGAUUUUAUACAUGCAUUUUUCAGGGAUAUAAAAUACCCUUACUUCUCAAUUCCAAUAUAUUACAUGAGUUAACUUUAAAAAGUUUUACAGUGAGUUAUUAAAUGAUCACACAAGUAGUUAUCCCUAAGCAACAUAUUUUCAGUAUUUAUGUAUGAUAAUAAAAUCAUACGCUUUUUUAACUUGGUAUGAACAAUUAGCCAAACAGCUUUUGCGAUCUGCUGGGAGUAUGCAAUUAGUACAAAAAACACUAACAAAGCUGUAAUUUAUGUUUUGUACAUCGAAAUAACAAAAAAAGAUGAGUAGGUAAGUAGCCAGUCAUGCCGCGACCAUGACUAACGUUUCACAAAUGUGCGUUGAAUGUAUAUCGAAACCAUUACACGAGGACUUUUGUCGUAAAAUGCGUCACUACUUAAUACUGCGGGGCUACCUUGUGGCAUAAAUUAAGUUUGAGAGAUUGUAAAAACAAACAUGCAGCAGAAACGCCUUCGAACACAAGUGAAGUUUUGUGGCGGCGCCGCGGUUAAAAAAAUGGAUAUGCCUCAAAACUGCAUAUAAUGUAUAAUCAAAAUUUGUUGUAAAUUUUUUUAUUUUAAAUUGCUGUUCAUCGGUAAAGUUGUGGUCUUAAAAUUAUUUUUGGCAUUGCUUCUAAACUGAUAGAAACAACAUUGGAAAAGACGUUUUGAUUUAGAAUUUUUAAUAGACGUUUAGAGUUACAUAAAUUUGCAACUUUCGCUACAAAUAUCGUUCUUAUCCACAUUGUAGCUUCUCAGCCUUUGAAACCACAUAUUUAAAAAAAAAACUAUUGAUAUGAUUAAUUUCUCAUUAGCCAUUAUAAAAAAAAAUAAGGCUGAUUGGUAAUGAAUGUAUAAAAGUAUUAAAUCAUUCCUUUUUAUUGUAGCAGCCAUCUGAAGAUAACAGUGUGAUGAAUUGUAUUAAAACUGAUGGGCUAGUAGUAUAAGUUCCAACCAUACUUAUUAUAUGGAAAUUUAUUGUGUUUAAGAUCUGUAACCAUAUAUUUAAUCAUAAUCACGUAUGUACUUAUUGCGUUUUUUUUUCAAAUAAACUCUUCUAAUAUUUA
Molecule: messenger RNA, 2188 nt
Organism: Pararge aegeria (speckled wood butterfly)
Lineage: Eukaryota; Metazoa; Arthropoda; Insecta; Lepidoptera; Nymphalidae
Gene: sqh
Product: myosin regulatory light chain sqh
Exons: 4
Coding region: 155-679 (174 amino acids)
Biological process (GO): post-embryonic development; locomotion
Cellular component (GO): myosin II complex; cytoplasm
Molecular function (GO): calcium ion binding; myosin heavy chain binding
Source: RefSeq, a predicted model, not a curated record